AUUUUAAUAGGUUAUGUUUUGUUAUGUAAACUUUAAAGUAAACUAACAGUCUGUAACUUUUACAGUUUUUACCAACUCAUUUAUUUCUCGACAUUAUCAACAAACUUCCUCAAUUAACAAGUGAACAAUUUCCUUCUUAAAAAAUGCCCUCUCCUUUAAUUGACAGAAUUUCUAUUGAAUUGGGCGCCCAAGAACCAUGGCCAAAAGACGUCAAACUCUUCCAACCGUACGAAGUAGAACAAAUUCUCCUCCCUGACAACGCAAACUGCUUAGCGGUUCAAGCUUUUUUGAAAAUGUGCAACUUGGAAUUCCAAGUAGAACCCAGAUCGAACGCUGAAUUCAUGUCUCCUACCGGCAAAGUACCUUUUAUCAAAGCUGGUAGAUUCGUUAUGGCAGAACUAGAAGGAAUCGUGCAAUUUGUCAAUGGAAAAGGCAUUUCUUUAACUGACGGGUUGGACAACGAACAGAAAUCCGAUUUGAGAGCUUACAUGACCUUAGUGAGAAAUGUUAUCGAAAUUGCUGAGCUUUAUAUUUGUUGGAUCGACAGAGAAACAUAUAAUGAAGUUACAAGUGUACGCAAUGGUUCAGUUUAUCCUUGGCCUUUGAAUCACAUACAAAAUCGAGAGAAAAAGAACCAAGUCAUUAAAAAACUAAAAGUACUCGAUUGGUAUAAUAAAACUUUGGAAGAAGUGCAUCAGGAAGUUGAAAGCUGUUGUGAAGCUUUGAGUGUUAGAUUGGAUAAUAAACAAUACUUUUUCAAUGGAGGGCCUACUGAAUUGGAUGCUUUAGUCUUUGGUCAUCUAUUUACCAUUUUAACUACUCCUCUUCCCAGAAACGAUUUGGCUGAAAUUGUAAGAAGAUAUCCUUCCCUUAUUAAUUUGGUAAAGAAAAUUGAAGUGGAAUAUUUCAAGAAGGAUUCUAGGCGCCUGUAAUUUUUAAUAUUGUUAUUAGAAUUUGAGUGAUAAAUUUUAGUGUUUUAAUGUUAAAUAAUUGUUUAUUUUUUGUAAAACCUAUGUUAUACUUAGUAGAAAUAGCAUCUAAUCCACCUACAAGCUAAUACACAGGCUACGUGAAUCACCCUGUAUAUAAUUUCCCUCUCAUCUACAGCAAAUAAUUCCUCAUUCAUUUGAACAUAGAGAUAUAGUCCAGAACAAUUGCUAGCCAGUAACUAGUUUUUUUUUCAACCCCACUUAUCUUGUUAGUACGAUUUAGGUAUUUGGAUACAUAUUUAUUUUUUCAAAAAUCCAUAUGAGAUUUUAGAUUGAGAACUAUUGCCAGAAGGCGUUAAACUUCUUCCACUAUCAAAAGUGAAACAAAUUAUCUUCCCUGUCAAUCUCAAACUCUUGGUAGGUAGUUUGCACCAACACUUUUUGAUCUCAGUUUAAUAAAGGCCAUUUUUCUACUGACAUUUCAUAAUACGCUAUUAAACGAUUAAAAUCUGUAUCAUAAUGAACUUCAUUACGAUACAGAUUUUCAUUAUAAUACUCAUUUUUAAUAUUAUACAAUGUAGAUAGAUGGCAGCACUAGUUAAGAUAUUAAACAUUUUAAACGGUGGUUUUGCCUAAAACAAUUAUUUUGAUAACUAUAAAAAAGACUCCGAAUUGUUUAAAAGUUACCUUAAGUUUGGGACAAAGAAUAAUUAUUAUGGAAAUCAUGAAUGAUAACGAAGAAUUUUUACUUUCUUCAUUAUUAUACAUUGUCAAUAGAUGGCGCCACCAGUUAAAAAAAAUUUGAAUUUUUUUUUUUUGAAUUUUGACAGCACUCUGUUUAUAGCUUUUCCAUGGUAAUUUAGCGAAAAACAAUAAUUUAAUAAACAAAAAUACCUCAAAUUGUUAUUAAAAGUUAAUACCUUAAGUUUGGGAGAAGGCAUUAUUAUGGAAAUAUUGAGCGAUAACAAAGAAUUUUCACUAACACCUCUAGAAAUUACAGAAAGGGCGACAAAUGCAGGUAAUAAUAUACUACCGGACAAGUCCAAGAAAAUUUACCAAAAAUUAUAUGGACAAUUUAUGGAUUGGAAACACCAAAAACACAUUCGUCCUUCUCAGAAAAUGUUUUGAUAGUAUAUUUUGAAGAGUUACAAGAAAAAAUGAAACCUUCAACUGUAUGGACGCAUUACUCAAUUAUAAAAUCCCUAUUCAAAGUUAAGCAUAAUGUUGACAUAUCUAAAUAUCAUCAAGUUUUAUCAAUGGCAGUAGAAAAAAUAGUGUAUGCAACUCUCAUGUAAUGGCCAUUAAUACACUCGCAUGUUAUAUACGAAACUCGCCUGCGGCUCGUUUCGUAUCCUACAACAUGCUCGUGUAUUAAUGGCUAUCAUUACAUGAUCAUUGCAUAAUAUACUAUUUUUUGACUGCAGUUUAAUUUAAACUUAAAUGGUGAUUUUUGGUGCGCAACUUCAAAUGCCAAGUCUGCAUCCGGUUCUACCAUAUUCCUGGCAGCAACUUUAUUGUGGAAUAAUUACAAAGAAAACAAUUUAGUCAGAUGUUGAUGUAGUCAAGCGUUAAACAAUGAGCUUGCAUUCUUCAUACUUCCACAACAAGAAGUCAAAUAAUUCCUCACUCGUGUGGAUGUAAAGGAAUAAUAUUCUUAGGCCCAAACGGGCUCCUAUACUUUAUCCCGACUUCAUUGAAGAUAUCCACUGGAAAUCCCAAAUUGGCAAGAUAAAGUUUGCCAUUAUUAUCCGAGUGGGGUAAAGGUAGCACAGGGAUUAGGGACAACUUUGGAUAGACACCUGGGAUUCCUCCAGAAGGUGGAUCCAAAGCUAAAACUGGUGCUUUAUUUUUAUUAAUCCAACCAGCUAAAGCAGGAUAGCUCUUGGGCGAAUCGGAAUCUUCACCGAGGGCGCAUAUAAUCAGAUCUAUGGUGGAAGGCAAUUCAGGUACAAUGGUAAUUGUUCGGUUUCUUGUUAGCAUAUACAAAGAGAGCUCAUUUUUGAUCGCAGGAGCGUCUAGCGAUACACAAUAUACAAUGGUUCUUACGCCGUGUGAGGCUAGUUGACGAGCAGUGUUUAUAC
Ceutorhynchus assimilis (cabbage seed weevil) is the source of this 3010-nucleotide messenger RNA. NCBI's taxonomy places the organism in Eukaryota, Metazoa, Arthropoda, Insecta, Coleoptera, Curculionidae. The record is from the annotation of a GenBank genome assembly.